Dermacentor silvarum is the source of this 1453-nucleotide messenger RNA. Its product is annotated as pancreatic lipase-related protein 2-like. Gene Ontology annotation, molecular function: lipase activity. Gene Ontology annotation, biological process: lipid metabolic process. Lineage: Eukaryota; Metazoa; Arthropoda; Arachnida; Ixodida; Ixodidae. The transcript has 8 exons. The record is from RefSeq and is a predicted model, not a curated record. The coding region runs from base 39 to 1337 and encodes 432 amino acids.
CAGGAGCGUAAGUGCGAGACGUAUAUCGAAGGCUUAUUAUGUGCGCUUACCCGGAACGCUUCGUAAUACUGGUAGCAGUUUUGGCACUGUGUCUGCGACCGAGUCUCUGCGUGGGUUCUGUAUAUGGCACCUAUCACCUCGCCACGAACGGUGAAGCGCAGAAAAGGUUAACGAAUGGUCGCAGCCUCGCCAUGACGCCGGUGAUGAAGGCACUGCAAGCAUCGAGGCACGAUCCCCAUCGCAAGGAGGGGCACUCUCGUGCCAAGCGAUUUGCUCCGAUACAGUGGUUCUACGAGGGAUUCAAGUCGGCACUCAUCAGCGAGGCCGAAAUCCUUCAGCGAAGUCUCGGCUCGCGUGGUCUCUGCUACCGUGACCUCGGCUGCUUCAAGCUGCGAGACAGGAUGAGGCUCCCGUACGGCUUCCCCCAGCGGCCGCAGAGGAUCGGUGCUCGGUUCUGGCUCUACUGCGCGCCAGAGUUCCGCCCACGGACCGUCAUCACCAAGGCGGCCUCUUCCUCAGCGUGGAUCCACGCCGGCUGCCAAAAAAAGGCCCAUCGGCCACUAGUCGUCAUUGUCCACGGCUUCUCCGAGAGCGCAGCUGCCUCAUGGGUCAAGGACAUGGCGAGAGCUCUGCUCAAAGUGAUUGGCGCCAACGUUCUACUGGUGGAUUGGCGUCGGGGCGCGGCCGCGCCCGUGUACUCAGUUGCCGCCGCCAACACGCCCGCCGUGGGCGCCGAGCUCUCGGUGGUGCUGCAGCAGCUGAUGCAGGGUAAUAAUGAUUCCGGCCUGGUGCCCCACGAUGUCCACAUUAUUGGCUUCAGCCUGGGAGCUCACGUGGCCGGUUUCUGCGGCAGGCACUUCCUGAUGCACACCGGCAAGAGGAUCGGACGCAUUACGGCGCUCGAUCCGGCUGGUCCUCUCUUCGAAGGCACUAACGUCUCGGUGUCUAGGGGUGACGCAGAAUUUGUGGACGUCAUCCACACGAACAUGGGCCUCUUAGACAAGUUCAAAUUGGGUCUUGCUGCAUCGGUGGGUGACGUGGACUUCUUCCCAAAUGGCGGAUCGCUACAGCCCGGAUGCCAUCGGUUGGGUUGCAGUCACCGAAGAGCGCAUGCUCUCAUGAUCGAGUCCAUAACCAACCACCACUGCAUCUUCGUGUCACGUCCCGUCAGCGGUAAAGGCGCUCGAAGCAUGAGAGGACUUAGCUUGAACUCACGGUCGCUGCAGCAAAACGACGUGGCUAGCCGAGGAGCCAUGGGAUACGACAGCAUCACCGCCAAGGGGCGCGGCAUUCAGUACAUCAGGACCAGGAGCAAACCGCCUUUUUGCAUUCCUUAACGUCACUUUGGUACUGCUCGGCAUUUGAAAGACAUGACUUUGUCACAAAUACCAUGGCGCUGUGCUAAAACUCAAGAAGACGCAAGAAGAGAGCGAGCGUCGGGGAAUAACGCAGA